UAUCUACUUGUUUUCUGGAGCUGGGGAACCUCUAAGAAAUUGUUAGUUGAACCUACAAGACGCCCUGCGCUCUGGUAGUGCCAUUUACGUUCUCAGCUGAGGUACUGUGUUGGAACGCGCCGCACUUGAUUGGCACCUUAAAGUUGGACGGGAAAGGGUUAAUCGGACAAGGCCCUGCUUUUUCAUCCUUGAUAUUGAGUCAAAUUUUCACUUGUGGUUACCCCUCAACUAUUGUUUCAGUUUCGUCGAGGAUUCUAGUCGCAAGUGAUCCUUGGAACCCGGCACUUAAAACGGUAGUGCACCUGGUUGCCGGAUGCUCUUAUCCGUCUAGACUUCUAAGAUAUUCGAAAAGAACGAAAAAGCUUUCCCGUUGCGAAUCGCGCAUAUGAUUGCGUUACAAAACCAAGCUAUCUUGCCUCCCGCCAAAGUGGAUAUCUCAUUGCUGUUGAAGCCCCAAGAUGAGGAGGCCGCCGCACCGGUGACCACUACGUCCACCUUUCCACCAAAUCCAAUCCCUCCGGCUCCAAUGGCUCCGGCAAUUCCUGUUAUUGCCUCAGCAUCGGGGCCUUCUAUACCUCUCACCAAAGGCCCCUCAUCGCUUCCGGCUAAGCGUCUUCAACCCGCUCAUACAGCAGAAUCACCGGCGAAAAAACAGUCAAAGUGGUCUCCCGAAGAAGAUGCUUUGAUCAUUGAAUUACGUGGUAGUGGCAUGAAGUGGGAGGAUAUUAGCAAACGACUUCCUGGACGAAGUGCUAUUAGUUGCCGCCUUCACUAUCAGAACUAUUUAGAGCGCCGAAGUGAGUGGGACGAAGACAAGAAGAAUAAACUCGCAAGAUUAUAUGAAAGAUUCAAAGCAGAGAUGUGGUCUAAGGUAGCGGAAGAGAUGGCAAUCCCAUGGCGAGCUGCAGAAGCCAUGCACUGGCAGCUAGGAGAGCAAGAAAUGGCGCGUCGAGCCGGCGUAGUGCCCUUUUCGUUAUCGAGUUCAGCCAUAGACCCACCAACACCUAGGACAAGAAGAACCAGCACGUCUUUAUCUCGACCAAGAAAAGGAUCGGCAUCACGCUCAAUUCCCCCACCACAGCUACCCUCCGUUGAAGAGCUUACUGCAGGAGUUCCAGCAUUUGCUCCGCCUCCACCUUUUCCUCCUCCAAGGGAGGUCUAUCGAAUAGGCCGUCCAAUGGAUUUAAGCGGCACCCACAGUGGUCAUAUGGGCCCCAAUCUUGGCAUUCCCCCUCGCACCCUUCCAUAGGGUCAAAAGAACCAACUCUUUAUUGCGUUUUACCUAUGCCUAUUAUUUCUUUCUUUACCCCCACAUCUCUUGCUGCAUUUCAAUUCUGCUGCGUUAUAAUGACUUGCAUAGCGUUGGCUGAAUAUCUACCUUCGUCAAUAGGAAGGAUUUUCUCGAUUGGCUCGGUUG
Molecule: messenger RNA, 1417 nt
Organism: Aspergillus caelatus
Lineage: Eukaryota; Fungi; Ascomycota; Eurotiomycetes; Eurotiales; Aspergillaceae
Product: MYB DNA-binding domain protein
Exons: 2
Coding region: 386-1249 (287 amino acids)
Biological process (GO): regulation of DNA-templated transcription
Cellular component (GO): nucleus
Molecular function (GO): RNA polymerase II cis-regulatory region sequence-specific DNA binding; DNA-binding transcription factor activity, RNA polymerase II-specific
Source: RefSeq, a predicted model, not a curated record